AUGACACAUAGAUACUGUUUUGAAGCGCUUGAUAGAAGCUUAAGGGAUAUUAUGAGAUCUUCCGAUAGGUCUGGAAAACCUUUUGGAGGUUUGGUGGAUGUUUUAGGAGGCGUCUUUCGACAGAUACUUCCAGUGAUCCCUAAGGGAAGUCGGCAUGAUAUCGUGCAUGCCUCUAUAAGUUCAUCUCAACUUUGGAAUUCGUGUCAAGUUCUCAAGUUAACUAAGAACAUGAGAUUACAGGCAAAUGCUUCUGGUUCGGAUGUAGAAGAAACCAAAGAAUUUGCAGAGUGGAUACUUAAAAUAGGUGAUGGUACAGCCGGACAUAAUCUUGGUGAUGGAGAAUCUGUUGUGGCAUUAUCAGAAGAUAUCCUUAUACGCGAUGCAAUAAAUCCUAUUGCAGCUAUAGUGGAAAACACAUAUAAUGACGUCAUGAAUAAUGCAUUUGAUCCAGAAAUGUUUAAGAAUAGAGCUAUCUUGGCCCCCACCAAUGAGAUAGUUGAUACGAUCAAUGAUUACGUCAUGUCUCUGAUGUCUACCAAGGAAAGGGUUUACCUAAGUUCAGACAGUAUUUGCAAAGAAGAUGGACAAAUGGACCUUGAUGAACAGGUAUUCUCGGUUGAAUAUCUCAACACAAUCAGGUGUUCAGGAUUACCGAGUUAUGAAAUUAAAUUGAAAGAAGGAUGCAUAAUAAUGCUUCUCAGAAAUAUUGAUCCAUCUAAUGAACUUUGCAAUGGCACUAGGCUAGCUGAUAGUAACUCAACUUAG
Salvia miltiorrhiza (redroot sage) is the source of this 765-nucleotide messenger RNA. RefSeq lists its product as uncharacterized. Gene Ontology annotation, biological process: DNA repair; telomere maintenance. Bases 1 to 765 code for a protein of 254 amino acids. Gene Ontology annotation, molecular function: DNA helicase activity. NCBI's taxonomy places the organism in Eukaryota, Viridiplantae, Streptophyta, Magnoliopsida, Lamiales, Lamiaceae. The transcript has 2 exons. The record is from RefSeq and is a predicted model, not a curated record.